GAUACUAGUGACGCUUAAAAUACAAUUUCUGCAAUUGGCGAAGUUUUAAUUUAGUUUUUCCUUAUCGUUGGGAAUUGAAUGUGUAGAUAUUUUGGUUGUGAGUUUGGCAAGUUGAGUGCGCUAUAAAUAGAUAGGCAUAAACAGAGGCAGAGGCAGAAAGAGAGAGAGAUCGAGUAUGGAAGUCGCAUCAUUCCAUCCUUCAAUUUACAAUUACACCUAUGGCUAUGGCCAUGGCCAUCUCUUCCCCUCUCCAAAUUAUGUGCACUGGACUCAGACCCCUCACUCCCAUCUUUACUCCGCCGACAUCCCAGGUGUGCGCAAGGAGGAGAUAAAGGUGGAGGUUGAAGACUCCAGGUACCUCAUUAUAAGAACGGAGGCGGUGGCGGACCGGAGCUUUAGCCGGAAAUUCAGGCUGCCGGAGCGGGUCGAUGUGGAGAGGAUUACGGCGGAGUACGUGGACGGCGUGUUGACGGUGAAGGUGCCCAGGAGGGGUUUUUUCAUUCAUCCUGCUCACGCCCAUCUCCCUGCAAGGGCUGCUUGAUUCUAUUUUCAUAUCUAUAUAUGUGUGGCUUCCAUUUCAUUUGGAUGAUUGAAUUCAUAAA
Salvia miltiorrhiza (redroot sage) is the source of this 602-nucleotide messenger RNA. RefSeq names its product 15.4 kDa class V heat shock protein. NCBI's taxonomy places the organism in Eukaryota, Viridiplantae, Streptophyta, Magnoliopsida, Lamiales, Lamiaceae. The transcript is spliced from 2 exons. Gene Ontology annotation, biological process: response to salt stress; protein folding; response to hydrogen peroxide. Bases 176 to 541 code for a protein of 121 amino acids. The record is from RefSeq and is a predicted model, not a curated record.